GUGUCACUCUCUCGUCGACUCUCAUCCAUGCAGAGCUGCUCUCCUCGCACCACGCGAUCCAACCGUGUCCCCGACGACCAACACCCCGCAUCGCAACGCCACGAUCUCGCCACGUGUCACUCCCCAGGCUCCUUUAUUUAUAGCGACCAGCCUCUCGUCCCGAUCUCCACCGAUCGGCGUCACUCCCACCUCGAGCAUCGAGCGAAACCUCCCUCGACGAACUUCGCGAGCGGAAGAGCUUCCGACGGAGCCACCAUGUCCGAUCAGCGACACAGGACGGACGUUACCCACGUAGCGCACCAGGGAGGCCCGCCGGCGCGGCAGGCGGUGAAGGUAGCGACGGCGACGACGAUCGGCGGCGCCCUGCUUGUCCUCUCCGGCCUGACCCUGACGGGGACGGUGCUCGCGCUGAUCGUGGCGACGCCGAUCAUGGUGCUGUUCAGCCCCAUCCUCGUGCCGGCGGGGAUCGCGGUGGCCCUGAUAACGGCGGGGUUCCUGGCGUCCGGCGGCUUCGGGGCGGCGGCGGCGACGGCGCUGACGUGGAUGUACAGGUACUUCGCCGGGAAGCACCCGGCGGGGGAGGAGCAGGUGGAGUACGCGAGGGCGAAGAUCGCGGACACGGCGAGGGACGUGAAGGAGAAGGCGAAGGAGUACGGGCAGUACGUGCAGCACAAGGCGCAGGAGGUGACCGGCACGGCGUAGAGCGCGCGCGGGUGACGGCUUGAGUUGCAGUGCUGCUCUGGGACGAAGACGAACGGCUUGUCGUUUCUGUUGGGGGGUUGUCGUUUUUUUGCGUUGUGUUUUUCUGAGGUGCUUUGAGCCUUUGAUGGCAUGCAAGGAACAAUGUGGUUUAGCAUAAAUGACUUGGGAAUCUUGGGAUGCGUUUUCUUCAGUGAAAAAAUUUCUCGUGAAUAAAUUUUUUGAAGUUAAUAAA
Messenger RNA from Eucalyptus grandis, 934 nucleotides. RefSeq names its product oleosin 1. Gene Ontology annotation, biological process: lipid storage. Bases 28 to 702 code for a protein of 224 amino acids. The transcript has a single exon. Lineage: Eukaryota; Viridiplantae; Streptophyta; Magnoliopsida; Myrtales; Myrtaceae. The record is from RefSeq and is a predicted model, not a curated record. Gene Ontology annotation, cellular component: monolayer-surrounded lipid storage body; membrane.